AUGCGCAUCUUCGUGCGCUCUGUCGAGGGACAAACCUCCGCUCUCGAGGUCGAUGGGCAGGCGGAGGUUCAGGCCGUGAAAGCUACGAUCGCUUCCCUCUCCGGUGUGCCGGCAGAGGAGCAGGUGUUGAGCUACGGAGGGACCAUCCUCGACUCCGCGGCACGCCUGGCGGAUUGCGGAGUCGAGGACGAGGCGACUCUCUUCGUCUCCCUCGAGUUGCAGGGCGGCGGCAAGAAGCGCAAGAAGAAGACCUACACCAAGCCGAAGAAGAUCAAGCACAAGCGCAAGAAGGUGAAGCUUGCAGUUCUGAAGUUCUACAAGGUGGAUUCUAACGACAAGGUCACACGCUUGCGCCGAGAGUGUCCGCACGAGACCUGCGGCCCCGGAGUUUUCAUGGCCAUGCACUUCAACCGCUACUACUGCGGCAAGUGCCACCUCACCUACUUGAUCAAGAAGGACCUGCCGCCACCGCUCGAAGCUUCCAAACCAGCCCCUCCGCAAGAACCGGGCAGAAGAUCAACAUACAGUAAGGAUGUUGAUGACCUACCGCUGGGCACUCUCCCUCAACGAAGCUUCCGAACUAGCUGGAAGACGGUGAGCAAGACGUUGAACAUGCGUCGCCGUUCCAAUGCGGACAUCAAGAAGAAGAGUCAGACAACUGCUAGUACCCGCUACUGCCAGUAA
Messenger RNA from Symbiodinium necroappetens, 684 nucleotides. NCBI's taxonomy places the organism in Eukaryota, Dinophyceae, Suessiales, Symbiodiniaceae. The record is from the annotation of a GenBank genome assembly.